Messenger RNA from Microtus oregoni (creeping vole), 2037 nucleotides. RefSeq names its product chromosome unknown C10orf67 homolog (gene CUNH10orf67). The record is from RefSeq and is a predicted model, not a curated record. NCBI's taxonomy places the organism in Eukaryota, Metazoa, Chordata, Mammalia, Rodentia, Cricetidae. Bases 1 to 2037 code for a protein of 678 amino acids. The transcript is spliced from 20 exons.
AUGGCGGACGCCGAGACUGAGAACUGGGAGGACUCGUCAAAGACCCAAGGAUGCCGGAGGAUUCUCGAGACCCUCCAGGGGGCUAUUGAACAAUUUCAAUACAACCCCAGACUUACUAUUUCGGAUAAUUUGAAGAUUGGUUUUUUCACUUCAGACCAUGCUACGCAGACAGAUUGCAGUGAAAUUUUGCCAUUGAAAGAUUUGACUCAAUCAACAGAAAAGUUAAUGCAGAUGAUUACCUCACUUCAGGUGGAUUUUGGGUUCCUCAAAGAUUUGGUUCAACUGAAGUUUGAGGACCGACUUAAAGAGGAGUCUUGGAAAAUUGUCGGUGUGCUUCACGACAGGAUUUUAGAAAUGAAAAGAUAUUAUCAGCAGUCUGAAGACACCAUGAGAAAAAGCUUUCAGCAACAGCUAAGUGAUGCCAUCGCUGUUAUCAGAGGGAUGUACACGAAAUUCUUUGAGAUAGAAGAAGAAAAGGCUGCCUUGCAAGACGAAGCAAACAUCAGAAUGAGCUUUCUAGCAAAAAAGCUGAAAGAGAAAGAAGAAAUUCUUAAAGAUUUAAGAAAUGAACUAGAACAAUAUGAAGAGAGUGGAAUUCAAAAGGUUGACAAUCUAGGCAAGGAGGCCAGCUCAGAAAAAGAACUUAUGGAAUGCAAGACGGAGAAUGAGAGGCUGCUGCAGGUGAUUGCGAUGCUGGAGGAGGAAGCGCAGAUGAGCCUGAAGGAAAACUCAAUACUAGAGGAUGAAAUUAUAUGUCUGAAAGAGACUGCAGACCAGGAUCAGCGAACUAUUCAAAAGUUAAUGGACAGUAGAGACAGACUGAGAUAUGAGUUGGAUUGUGAAAAAUUAGCCAUUCAAGAUAUGAUCAAUAAGCAGAAAGAAGACAUGGAAUUAAGAAGAAAGUACGCCAGUAUAAGCGCCAAGAGAACAACCAGGGGAAGAGAAUCUGCUUUCAGACGGUCUACGAGUCAUCAAUCCAAGAACGUGACAUCAGCAACCGAAAGCCAUCAUUUUAUAAGGCCGCCUUCUGCUUCCCUCAGCGUAUCACCUAGGCUAAAGAAGAAGAUGGGAAAGAGAUAUCUUGGCGCUGCUGUCAUGCCUACUCCUGUUCGUGCUGAAACUCAUGCUCCUGCUGCAGCGCCCGCUCCUGGGGUUCCUGUCACAUUGGUCACCACUCCUACUGUCAUUACCAAUUUCCUCGCAAAGUCCCAGAUGGAUAAGCAUCAAGUUAACACACCAGAGCCUCUGCAAGAGACUGGGCGCCUGCGAGGCACACGCUCUUUCCCACAUACCACGCUGUUGCUCAUGGGCACCGCCGUUAUUGCUGAGACCAAAGCUGCUGUUCGACAAGGUCUCUCACUUGCCUGGACAGUUACAUUUCUACUACCUCACAUGGUGCCUGAAGAAGUGCUUUUAAAGUUACAGAUGCUUAAGGAUGAAGACAAAAGAGUUAUGCAGGAGGAAAUACAAGCAUUAAAAUCUACACUGGAGAAUGAAAAGAAGAAAAUAGAAAGGAUUCGAAAGGACACUGAUCGGAUCAACAAAAACUGGGAGAGGAAAUUUCUCAUCCUCAGGAACAGUUUUCACGUCCUAAAGGAUGAGAUGUUCACCAGACACACACUUUUCCGUCAGUUCGCAAUGAUUGCUGACACCUCCUUCAACUACGUUAAAGUUAAGCCUGUGUUUGUGAACACAAUGAACUUGACAGAAUCAUCCUCUGCUGCAAACGCUUUGCAGACCACCAUGAUGGAACCCAACUUUGUGGACAUACCCAGUGACCAGGUGACCUUUAAACGCGUGCCAAAAGGAAACUAUGACCUCAGCAGUGCGUUCCCAGACGAUCUGGGGGAGGACACUGCAGCCACAGCUGAUUUUCUGGGGCUGGAUUGCAUAGAAAAGGGUCCAGGAGCCAGCUGUAUUGAAGAAGUUAUGAUGGAAUUAAAAGACUUUCUGAAGAGUUGUCCACAGGCCAAAGAAUGUAUUGGAAAACACGACGAGUGGGUGGAGGUGCAGCUGACGGUCAGGGCCGUUCCCUAG